Oncorhynchus tshawytscha (Chinook salmon) is the source of this 7586-nucleotide messenger RNA. Its product is annotated as collagen alpha-1(XI) chain-like. Bases 538 to 5781 code for a protein of 1747 amino acids. Gene Ontology annotation, molecular function: extracellular matrix structural constituent. The transcript has 63 exons. Lineage: Eukaryota; Metazoa; Chordata; Actinopteri; Salmoniformes; Salmonidae. The record is from RefSeq and is a predicted model, not a curated record.
GAGAGAGAGAGAGAGAGAGAGAGAGAGAGAGAGGAAAGUUUGAAGUUGGCUGGUUGCAGUGGGUGAAAGAAUAUAGUUAUUUUUUUCAGGAGGAAAUGAAUAUUAGGAAUUGCUUGUUAUUUCUUUGUCCAUCAGAAGGAUAUCAUAUAACCAGAUAAGAAAGAGAACGAAAAAGAAAGAAAGGGAAAUAAAGUUUAAACGUUUUGAUGGAUUUGUUUCCCUUAGGUCAAACUAUUUCUUAACAGAAGUUGACUUCGAACCGGAUAACAGUUAUCGGGACAAACCAGUUCCAGUCUCUACCGUGUGCGCGCAUGAUAUCAUUACCCCAACAACCGGGUCACUGCGCGCUCCCAGACAUGGACGCAGGUCCUCUCAGCAGCGGAUAAGCACACGCGCUGUACCCGCGCAGUCUCGAGCCUCCUAAGCACGGGUGUGUGUGAGCCCCGUGGAGCUAAACGGUGGAGCCGGGAAGGGAGGUAUCGGAGCCAACCGUACUGGACAGUUCCCGGUUUACCGAGAAAGACUUUGAGCAACGAGAUGGACCGAAUAUGGAGAUCAACGCCCGGGGCAUCGCCUCCCCUCCUCCUUCUCCUCUCCCUCCUCUCCAUCACUGUUUUUCACGAGGCGACAGCGGCACAGGCAGCCAAUCCGGUGGACGUGCUGAGGAUCCUGGACCUAUCAGAGGACAUGGAGGGUGUGUCUCUGGAGGCGGGGCUCUGCACCAGUAGAGAGGGAAGAGAAGAGACGGACAUCUCCUUCAAGAUCAACAAGAAGAUCCAACUCAGUGUCCCUACAAAACAGCUGUUCCCAGGGUUCCCAGUGGACUUCUCUGUCCUGGCUACGGUACGUGCCCGGCGGGGUGCCCAGGUGUUCUUGCUGUCCCUGUACGACCCUCAGGGUACCCAGCAGCUGGGGUUAGAGGUCGGGAGGUCCCCUGUCUUCCUGUAUGAAGACCAGCAAGGCCUGCCUCCUCCUGAACUAUACCUGACCUUCAGGAAGAUCAACCUGGCAGACGGCAAAUGGCACAGGGUAGCGUACAGUGUGGAGGGUCAGUCAGUGACUCUGUAUCUGGACUGUGUGAAGGUGGAGAGUCUGGAGCUCCAGAGAGGUCUGAACCCAGAGGUCAGCACUGAAGGGGUCACUGUGUUCGGGACACGGCUACUGGAUGACCAGGUCUUCGAGGGAGAAAUCCAACAAUUGUUGAUCGUAGCCGACCCCAGAGCUGCAGAGACCUACUGUCAAGACUACAUUCCCGACUGCCACGCCCCUUUACCCUACGACAGCCUAUCACAAGAGACUGAGGAGGAGACAAAGCCCGCCAGGAGAGUGAAGGUGGAGGAGUUUGAUGAGUUUGACUACAGUGACCUUUACGACGACCUCUCUGUCUCCACGGUUACCGUGAGACCCAACAUCACAGAGUAUGAGAUUGUAGAGUACGAAGACUACGACAACGAAACAGAUGAGUACGAGGUCAGAGAGUAUGAAUACGAGGAGGAAUUUGAAGAUCGAUACGGAUUGGCCGAGAGGGAGAGGGCGGAGUCCUGGAACGGACAGGAAAGAAUAGAGAAAGGAGAGAAAGGAGAACAAUCCUACUUUGGAGCAAGCACCUUAAUCACAGGCCCCGGGGGUCUUCCAGGACCAGAGGGAGAACAAGGACCCCAGGGGCCCACAGGACUGGUAGGACCUCAAGGAGACCUAGGAGAACUGGGUCCUCCAGGCCGGCCAGGUCUCAACGGGGCUGAUGGGAUACCAGGUCCUCCAGGGAACAUCCUCGUUGUUCAGUUCCAGGCAGGUGGUGUCCAACUAACAGGACCAGUGAUAUCAGCCCAGGAGGCUCAAGCCCAGGCCAUCCUACAACAGACCAAGUUGUCUAUGAAGGGACCACCUGGACCACUAGGCCUUAUGGGACGUCCUGGACCGCUGGGUAACUCGGGUCCCUCGGGGCUGAAGGGAGUAGCCGGGAGAUGGGACCAGCGUCUCACUUUCUCUCGCCCCCCGCUCUCUCUCCCUCUCGGUUCUAGAGGUAUUAUGGGCCAAGCAGGGAUGAAUGGAAAGUCAGGGAAGAGGGGUCGAGCUGGGACGGAUGGGAACAGAGGUGCUCCGGGUGAGACCGGUGGGAAGGGUGACAGGGGUUUUGAUGGCUUGCCAGGUCUCCCAGGACACAAGGGACACAGGGGGGAGAUAGGAAAACCAGGCCCCCACGGUACAUAUCAACUUGGGCUGUCAGGAGAGAGGGGUUCAGAAGGACAACCAGGACCAAGAGGACAGCCAGGUGAUGCUGGUUCCAGAGGGUUGAACGGACCCAGAGGUCACACUGGCCCUACAGGUCAGCCUGGAAUCCGAGGAAUGGAUGGAAUCCAAGGUUCUAAGGGAAACUUGGGACCUCCGGGGGAGAUGGGAGCAUCCGGGCAGCAAGGAAACCCUGGGUUGCAGGGGUUUCCUGGUCCUCAGGGCCUGGUAGGCUUGCCAGGACUUAAGGGGCCCCAAGGGAAGAAAGGGUUACAGGGACUACCUGGGAAUGAUGGACCUACCGGUCACCCAGGGAGAGAGGGGACUCCAGGAGAGAAGGGACUACCGGGCCCACCAGGAGUCCAGGGGCCUAUAGGAUAUCCAGGAUCAAGAGGAGUGAAGGGAGCGGACGGAAUUAGAGGAAUGAAGGGAAGCAAAGGGGAGAAGGGUGAGGAUGGGUUCCCCGGCUCUAAGGGAGAGAUGGGGCUGAAAGGUGACGGGGGUGACAACGGGGUCCCAGGGUCCAGGGGAGAGGAUGGUCCUGAAGGACCUAAAGGACAGGCUGGACCCCUGGGGGAGGCUGGAGCCGUGGGCAUCGCUGGAGAAAAGGGUAAACUGGGAGUUCCAGGGUUACCGGGGUAUCCUGGACAAAAAGGACCGAAGGGUUCGGAUGGUUUUCCUGGAUCUAUUGGAGUUUUGGGAGAGAAGGGGAAGAGGGGGGUGCGUGGGGGCCGGGGUGCCAAGGGACCAACGGGGAAGACAGGGGGAAAGGGCUCCUCUGGACAUGAUGGACCCAAUGGACCAACUGGAGACAGGGGGCCUCAAGGGCCACAAGGACGGAACGGGGAAUCAGGACCCAAGGGACCGAACGGUCCAGCGGGGAAAGAUGGACUUCCGGGUCAUCCAGGUCAGAGAGGAGAGCCGGGUUUCCAAGGAAAGACGGGACCCCCAGGUCCAGGAGGUGUUGUGGGGCCACAGGGUAAAUCAGGUGAGACCGGGUCGUUGGGAGACAGAGGUCAUCCCGGGUCACCUGGCGUACCGGGAGAGCAGGGCUUACCUGGCGCCGCCGGGAAGGAGGGAGCUAAGGGGGACCCGGGCACAGGAGGGACUUCUGGGAAAGCUGGUCCUCCAGGACUUAGGGGCUUCAGAGGCAGCAGAGGGGCUGCCGGGGGCAUGGGUCCUGCUGGUCUGAAAGGAGGUGAAGGACCAGUCGGAGCAGCAGGAGCUAUAGGGGCCGGUGGUGAGAGGGGUCCCCCAGGGUCAGCCGGUGCCAUUGGUCAGCCUGGGAGGGCAGGGGCUGUGGGUGGACCUGGACCAAUGGGAGAGAAGGGGGAACCGGGAGGGGCGGGUCCCAUUGGACCAUCAGGACAGGAUGGAGACCAGGGACCUCUAGGACUACCUGGAGCUGCAGGCCCUGCAGGACCCCCAGGAGAGGAUGGGGAUAAGGGAGAGACUGGAGGACCAGGGCAGAAGGGCAGCAAAGGAGACAAAGGAGAAUCAGGCCCCUCAGGACCAACCGGUGGCCAGGGGCCGAUGGGGCAGUCAGGAGUUCCUGGUGUGGAUGGGGAGUCAGGUCCCAGGGGCCAGCAGGGAAUGUACGGGGCCAAGGGUGACGAGGGUCUCCGGGGUUUCAAGGGCUCCAAAGGACCCAUCGGACUACAGGGGAUGCCUGGUCUACCAGGGGAGAAGGGGGAGAGCGGACACAUCGGCUUGAUGGGUCGUCCAGGUCAGUUUGGUCCCAGAGGGCCACAAGGGCCUAGUGGGGGACAGGGUGCUCUGGGCAGUCCAGGUGGGGCUGGACAACCAGGGGUAAAUGGAGAGAAGGGGGAGGAUGGAGAAUCGGGAGACCCAGGACCCGUUGGUGUAUCAGGAGGCAGCGGGGAUAUAGGUGACCAGGGGGAGAAGGGGGACUCAGGUCUCUCUGGAGCAGCAGGGCCCCCAGGAGCCAGAGGCCCCCCAGGAGAGGAUGGGUCUAAGGGAAACUCUGGUCCGAUUGGUUUCCCAGGAGACUCAGGACAGCCAGGGGAGGCAGGACCCAACGGGGAGGAUGGAGGUCCUGGAUCCAAGGGAGAUGGUGGAGAUCCAGGGAAAUCAGGUCCACCAGGAGCAUCAGGGGAACCCGGGCCCUCAGGACCCCCGGGACGCAGGGGUCACCUGGGUAAAGAAGGGAAGCAGGGGAAAGCGGGGAUGAAAGGAGGGAAGGGAUCUCCAGGGUUGGAGGGUCUCCUGGGGAAGACGGGACCGGUGGGAGCCCAGGGACAUUCUGGUAAACCAGGUCCUAGUGGUCUCAGAGGGAUCCCUGGCCCAGCGGGGGAACAAGGUUUAAAUGGACCACCAGGCGUAACAGGACCACCAGGACCCAUGGGUCCUCCAGGACUACCGGGGUUGAAGGGAGAUCCAGGCAGGAAGGGAGACAAGGGUCAUGGAGGUCUGAUUGGGCUGAUUGGCCCUCCAGGAGAGUUUGGAGAGAAGGGAGACAGAGGAUUUCCAGGGAACCAGGGUCUACUGGGACCCAAAGGAGACGAGGGUCUGGUUGGUCUAGCAGGUCCUAAUGGUCCUCCAGGUCUACCUGGUCUCUCUGGUAGAGUAGGACAGAAGGGUUCUAAAGGGAACCAGGGUCCCAUUGGUGCUAUCGGAGAUACAGGUCCUGCUGGCCCUCCUGGACCUCCUGGUCUCCCUGCGGUGGGUCUUCAGUCUCUCCCGGUGCAGGAGAGAGGAAGGAGGAGGAGGCAACACUCUUCCUUUGACGGGGCCGCUCUGGAAGACGAGGAAGAGCAAGAGGGGAUGGAGGGAAGGGAGGAGGGAGAGGAGGAGAGGAUGCAGGCAGACCAGGCAGGGCAGGAGGAGGAGAAAGAGAUGGAGGAGGUGUUUGCUUCUCUCUCUUCUAUGAGGACGGAGGUAGAGGGUCUGAGGACCCCCCUGGGGACCUACCAGUAUCCAGCCCGAACCUGCAAGGAGCUACAGCUGUUGUUCCCAAAGUACACUGAUGGUGAGUACUGGAUAGACCCUAACCAGGGUUGCCAUAGAGACUCCUUCAAGGUGUUCUGUAACUUCACGGCCGAUGGAGAGACAUGUCUGUACCCUGACAUGAAGUUCCAGUCGGUGAAGCUGAGUUCCUGGAAAGGAGAGAAACCUGGUACCUGGUACAGCCAGUUCAGGAAAGGAAAGCAGUUCUCCUAUUCCGGUUCAGAUGGCAGUCCGGUCCAUGUAGUCCAGUUGGUGUUUCUUAAGCUGUUGAGUGCUUCAUCCAGACAGACGUUCACCUACCACUGUCAGAACUCAGCCGCCUGGCUCCAUACCGCCACCUUCAGCCACCAGCACGCGCUGCGCUUCAGAGGGAGCAGUGGAGAGGAGCUCACGCACCAGGACACACACUACAUCACAGCACUGCACGACGGCUGCCAGUCUGCUUCAGGUCAGGAGAGGACGGUGUUAGAGUUUGAUGCCCCUCAGUCAGACUCUCUCCCCCUCAUCGACGUCUCUGUCUCCGACUUCGGACACAACAACCAGAAGUUUGGCUUCCAACUGGGUCCCGUCUGCUUCAACGGUUAACGGCAGCCCUCCACAGCCGGUAACCGGGAUGAGACGGCCGGUAACAGGGCUAACAUGCCCGGUAACAGGGUUGAGAUCCACGGACAUUUACACAGGGGAAACCAGGAGACUGACUGAUGCCGCCAGAGAGAUAUUUAUAUAGCUUUACCCCAGCACUCAUCCAUUCAUACUAACAGACACUCAUCCAUUCAUUCAUUCAUACUAACAGACACUCACCCAUUCAUCCAUUCAUACUAACAGACACUCAUCCAUUCAUACUAACAAACACGCAUCCAUUCAUACGAACAGACACGCAUCCAUUCAUACGAACAGACACCCAUCCAUUCAUUCCUACUAACAGACACUCAUCCAUUCCUACUAACAGACACUCAUCCAUUCAUACUUACAGACAUUCAUCCAUUCAUACUUACAGACAUUCAUUCAUUCAUCGAUUCAUACUUCGACAUUCAUCCAUUCAUACUAACAGCCUGGUAAUGGUGGACAUUGACAUAAGGAAAACCAAGAGACUUACUGAUGCCAUCAGAGACUGAUAUGUUUAUAGCUUUACACCAGGAUCUUUUCAGACUAACAUAUCCGUUUGUCAUUCAUUCAUACUUAGACACUCAUUCAUCCAUUCAUACCAGCAGACACUCAUUCACUCAUCCAUUCAUACUAACAGACACUCAUUCAUCCGUUCAUACCAGCAGACACUCGUUCAUUCAUCCAUACUUACAUACACUCAUUCAUUUUUUAAAUUUUACCUUUAUUUAACCAGGCAAGUCAGUUAAGAACAAAUUGCCUGUUCAGGGGCAGAACGACAGAUUUGUACCUUGUCAGCUCGGGGGUUUGACCUUGCAACCUUCUGGUUACUAGUCCAAAGCUCUAACCACUAGGCUACCCUGCCGCCCCAUUCAUGAAUUCAUCCAUUCAUUGAUUCGUCUAUUCAUAAUUACAGACACUCAUCCAUUCAUUCAACCAUUCACCCAUUCAUUCUAACAGACACUCAUUCAUCCAUUCAUUCCAGCAGACACUCAUUCACUCAUCCAUUCAUCCAUUCAUACUACACACACUCAUUCAUGAAUUCAUCCAUUCACUGAUUCCUCUGUUAAUACUUACAGACACUCAUCCAUUCAUUCAUCCAUUCAUUCUUACAGACACUCAUUAAUUAAUUCAUCCAUUGAUCGAUUCAUCCAUUCACACUUAGACACACAUCCAUUCAUCCAUACCUUCAUGCAUUCAUUCAUACAUUCAUUCAUCUAUUCAUCCAUACCUACAUUAAUUCAUCCAUCCAUCCAUACCUACAUUCAUUCAUUCAUUCAUUCAUACACACAGUACAUUGUCCAUUCACACAGUUGAUCACUCAUUCAUUCAUCCAUCAUUCCUACACUCACUCCUUCCUAUAUUCACUCAUUCAUCCUGAAACCAAAGAAGCACCUCUACAUCUGGGAAACAUUUCCACAACGUGUAACUAACGUUAAUUAGAUGCUGUAUUCCAACCUCAUGUUGUCCCCAUUCUGUGUUGUUGAUGUGUGUGUUUUUAUAUGAACAGUUUUCUGUUGUGUUCUAAUGUAUAUUUGUGUGAUACUCAACCAUGGUGCUACAGUCUUUUACUUGAGUAUGUUUAAUGUCAUGCAUGUCUUCCUUGUCAAAGGGAAAGGGAAGGCAGCCAUUUUGUUUUUGUAUUUGUAACAUAAUGAUGAUGAUGAACAACAUUCUUGUCAGGACAUUAGAGGAUUAUGAUGUCACAAUGCCUUUUUAUUCACACUUGUGGGAAAAUUAAAUAAUGAAUAACCUGUUUUAAUAAAAGUACACAACUGUUCCCCUGA